Hibiscus syriacus is the source of this 1365-nucleotide messenger RNA. RefSeq names its product probable serine/threonine-protein kinase PBL28. NCBI's taxonomy places the organism in Eukaryota, Viridiplantae, Streptophyta, Magnoliopsida, Malvales, Malvaceae. The coding region runs from base 85 to 1365 and encodes 426 amino acids. Gene Ontology annotation, biological process: protein phosphorylation. Gene Ontology annotation, molecular function: ATP binding; protein kinase activity. The record is from RefSeq and is a predicted model, not a curated record. The transcript is spliced from 8 exons.
CGAAGCUCUACUUAUUUACAAGAACACAGUUUGCACUCCUCAACAAACUAGCGGUAGAUUUGGGAAGUUCCCCUGCUUGAGGCAAUGGGCAUAUGUAAAUUGUUAUCGACUAGAAGAUGUCGGUGUUGUUUCCUUUCCUUUAAAUCUAGACAUGGAACAGUAGCAGCGGCUUCCAUUGAUGGGGAAAAUGGUGUUCCUACACUCACACCUUUGCAAACAGGCGAUAAGAAACCGAGAAAACAGACUCUUGCCGCCAUAAUUGGCAGCACCAGUGCAGCUCUUCUUGUCGUGAUCAUUCUGGUGCUUGUGUAUAUCUGCUUGAUGCGUGUAAAAAGAUUCAUGAGGAGAACAUCUGGGGCUGCGUCUUCUAUGCCAUCUUCUACCGUUGAGUUGGAAAGAGUUCACACUUCCCACAAUGCCGGUGUGCCGUCUCCCAUCCAUACACAAAAUCUAAGGCAACUAACAAUGUCAGAGCUGGAACAAGCUACACGCAACUUCAGUCAAAGUAAUAUAAUUGGUGAAGGUCGAUUCGGUUUAGUCCAUAAAGGAUUGCUUCAAGAUGGAACUAUUGUGGCAAUCAAAAGAUACUUAAACACCCCAAUUCCCGUGUUCCUUCACGAGGUUAAGCAAAUAGCUCAAGUGAGACACAAGCAUCUUGUCAGGCUCGUUGGUUAUUGUGAAGAUAACUACCAGCAGUUUCUUGUCUAUGAUUAUAUCCCUAAUGGAAACGUUGGACAUCACCUCUAUGAUAAUGAAGGUUCACCAACUGGAGAACUAAACAUUAGGCAAAGGUUAUCGAUUGCUCUAGGUGCGGCCAAAGGACUUGAAUACCUUCACAGUUUAGCUCCUCCUCUUCUGCACAUGCAUUUCAGAAGUAGCAACGUUCUCCUAGAUGAAAACUUUACUGCCAAGGUUUCUGACUAUGGAUUGUCCAAAUUGUUGUCUGAGAAUCAGUUUUAUGCAUCAUCUUCAGCCAUCGAUUGCUUUCUUGACCCAGAAUUGUAUGCAUCAAAGAAAUUUUCAGUGCAAAGCGAUGUAUAUAGCUAUGGAGUCUUCCUCCUCGAGUUGAUUAGUGGAUGUGAAGCAGCUUGUCGAGAUCUGUCAAACUUGGAAACAACGUUAAUAAUGCAGGCCAAGUAUUCGGACAAUAUCGUUGAUAGAACCUUAGGGAGAGAAUCAAUGCGCGGUGCAAAACAAAUAGUGGAUUUGGCACUGCAAUGUGUGGAUAUUAGACCGAAAAGACCAUCUAUGAGGAGCAUCGUUGAAGAGCUUGAACGAAUUCAAGAGACAGAAAUUGGACGUUUACAAUUUGAAGCAGGAGAGGAGAUUGAAGCUGUAACACUGGGGAGCGAGCUCUUUAAAUAA